Molecule: messenger RNA, 830 nt
Organism: Batrachochytrium dendrobatidis JAM81
Lineage: Eukaryota; Fungi; Chytridiomycota; Chytridiomycetes; Rhizophydiales
Exons: 4
Coding region: 1-768 (255 amino acids)
Biological process (GO): RNA splicing
Cellular component (GO): precatalytic spliceosome
Source: RefSeq, a predicted model, not a curated record
AUGUCAGACUACAGACGAAGAGAUUCUCGGGAUGUCCGAAGAGAGUCAGGCCAUAGCAAGCGAAGUAGUGGUAGAGGUUAUCGAGAUGCAGAUACAUUUGAUACUCCAGAUAAAGUUAUGCCUGAAACAUUGGAUUAUGAAGGCAGAGGUGGUCACAGCAACUCUCGUGAAAAUGGUCAGCGUUCGAGUGGUAGAGGACACAGUAAAAGUCGCAGCAGAAGUCGAGGCCGCUCCAAUCGCCAAUAUAGGUCAAGAUCUCGUUCACCUAAAGACGACCAUCUUGCUUUGGAUCGAUCUGAGCGAGGCUACAGAGACCGUGAAGAAGACUAUCGACGAAGUCGAGACAGACGUCGCUCUCUUUCCAGAUCUACAUCGCCACGUCAUCAUCGAAGACGCUACAGUGUUAGUCGCAGUCCAAGCGUAGAACGUGGGCGUAAUCGCCGAUCUAGGAAUGAAAUAGACGAUCGUGAACAACCCAAUCAAGCUCCUAUCAAAAAAGCCAGCUCUAGUCGUGCCUAUUCAAACGAUAAUUUAAGUGGAAAACAUAGUGAUUUGCAAGAUUGCACUUCUGAGAAUGGAAAUAAUAUAGAGGAGUUGGACGAAGAAGCAAAGAUGCGUCUUCUUAUGGGAAUUGAUGGGUUUGACUCGACAAAGGGAAAAAAGGUUCCUGGGACAGAUAUCAGCAAUGCCAAGAUUAAUAAGAAGCGCCAAUACCGUCAAUAUAUGAACAGAUCCAAGGGAUUUAACAGAGCUCUUUCUCCUGGAUAGUGCAACUAUUAAUGACCAUGUUAAACUUUUGUAUGAAAUAAACGCUGGGUAUUUGCAACAAA